AUGGGGAGAUCAGAAUUUAUGGGAGGCUCAUUGUCCUUCAAGGGGGAUAAAAAGAAGGCAAAGAAGAAGAUGAAAAAAUCGAAGCGCAAGAUUGAUGAUCGUAAAGAACAAGAAUCGAAAAUUAAGGGUGAUGUUUUGGAGGACGAGGAAGACCUAACGGAGGCAGAGAAAAGAGCACGGAAAUUCAAGCUUGAACGGCAAAGGCAAGAGAGUGAAAAGAUUGCGCAAAAAUCGCAUCGAGAAAGAGUUGAAGAACUAAAUGAGAAGCUUGGGUCUCUGACAGAACACAACGACAUUCCUCGUGUCAGUGCUGCAGGAAAUGGAUAG
Molecule: messenger RNA, 327 nt
Organism: Cylindrotheca closterium
Lineage: Eukaryota; Bacillariophyta; Bacillariophyceae; Bacillariales; Bacillariaceae
Source: the annotation of a GenBank genome assembly